GUUGAAGAAAACUUUAAUUUUGAGAUCAUUUCAGAUAAAAUAUGGAGUUGUGCACACAAACCGUUGCAGCGGAACAUGAGGUUAAAAUUGCACGUCGAUUUGGCAGUCAUCAUCCUACUGUUUGGAGAGACCAUUUUCUUGCCUAUGCUGAUCUCCCGGGAGCCAAUGAGGAUGAAGAAAAGAAACUUGAAGAACUAAAAGAAGAAGUGAGAAAUAUGCUAGUGAUGGCUCCUUCAAAUUCUUUGCAAAAACUUGAUCUCAUCAACACAAUCCAACGUCUUGGUGUAGCUUAUCAUUUUGAAAGUGAAAUUGAGGAAGCAUUGACUUACAUGUACACUCAUUAUGAAGAAUGGAUUGGUCAUGACCUUUAUGCUAUUGCUCUAUGCUUUCAAUUACUUAGGCAACAAGGUUAUCGUGUCUCAUGUGAUGCUUUUAGGAAGUUUAGUGACGAUCAAGGAAAUUUCAAGAAAGAAUUGAUUAACGACGUGCAUGGAAUGUUGAGCUUAUAUGAGGCAGCACAAUUUAGAGUACAUGGAGAACAAAUUCUGGAUGAAGCACUGAAUUUCACCACCACUCAAUUGAAACUAAUUUUGUCUAAAUUGAGCAACUCCCAACUUGCACAACAAGUCGCCAAUGCACUCAAGUUUCCAAUUAAAGAUGGUGUUGUGAGAGUAGAAACAUGGAAAUACAUAUCACUUUACCAACAAAAUCAAAAUCACAAUCAAGUGUUACUAAACUUUGCCAAAUUAGACUUCAACAUCUUGCAAAGGUUGCAUAAAAAGGAGCUAUAUGAUAUGACAAGGUGGUGGAAAGAAUUGGAAAUGGUGAAUGCAUUACCUUAUAUAAGAGACAGAUUGGUAGAAGCUUAUUUCUGGAGUUUAGGCGGGUUUUUUGAGCCUCAAUAUAGCGUUGCAAGGAAAAUAUUAGCAAAAAUUACAUUUCUCCUUACUAUUGUUGAUGACACAUAUGAUACUUAUGGGACACUAGAUGAACUUAUUCUAUUCACUGAGGCAAUUGAAAGGUGGAAUGUUGAUGCUUCAGAAGAGUUACCACCAUAUAUGAAGAUUAUUUACCGUGGUCUUCUAGAUAUUUACGAAGAAAUUGAGAAAGAGUUGGCAAAUGAAAACAAGUCAUUUCUAGUCAACUAUUCCAUAAUAGGGAUGAAAAAGGUGGUGAGGGCUUACUUUCAAGAGGUAAAAUGGUAUAAUGAGAAGAAAGUACCAAGAAUGGAGCAAUAUAUGAAGAAUGGAAUUUCAUCAAGUGCUUACCUAUUGCUAACAACUACUUCCUGGUUAGCAAUGGGAAAGAUAGCAACUAAAGAUGCAUUUGAUUGGCUAGCAACUGAACCUCCAAUACUUGUUGCUUCUUGUAUCAUUGGAAGAUUACUCAAUGAUCUAAAAUCACAUGAGGAUGAGCAAAAAAGAGGAGAUGUAGCUUCUGGUGUGGAAUGUUAUAUGAAUGAAUAUGGUGUUACAAAAGAAGAAGCACACAUAAAAAUAAGAAAUAUAAUAGAAAAUUAUUGGAAGGAUUUGAAUGAAGAAUACUUCAAAAUGGAUGAGGCUAUUAUACCAAGGGUUUUGCUCAUGCGUAUAAUUAAUCUUACAAGAGUAGUUGGAUUCUUAUAUAAAGAUGAAGAUGCUUAUACUUUUUCCAAAAAUAACUUGAAAUAUGUCAUCUCUGAUAUACUAGUUGAUCCUAUUAUAUAGACUGAUGACAACAAGAAAAGGAAAAGGAAGAGCAAGAAAAAGAUGAAUCGUUUGUUUGGGGUUAGUUUUUUUUUGUGUUUUUUGGUUCAAUAAAAAUAUGGGAUAAGUUAAUUAAGAGUUGUUUAGGUACCCUGUAUUACUCAAAAAUAAAUAAAUAUUUCAAUGUUGAAUUUCAUAUCAAUA
Solanum dulcamara is the source of this 1889-nucleotide messenger RNA. RefSeq names its product terpene synthase 17-like. NCBI's taxonomy places the organism in Eukaryota, Viridiplantae, Streptophyta, Magnoliopsida, Solanales, Solanaceae. The coding region runs from base 42 to 1706 and encodes 554 amino acids. Gene Ontology annotation, molecular function: terpene synthase activity; magnesium ion binding. The transcript is spliced from 8 exons. Gene Ontology annotation, biological process: diterpenoid biosynthetic process. The record is from RefSeq and is a predicted model, not a curated record.